Messenger RNA from Etheostoma cragini (Arkansas darter), 982 nucleotides. RefSeq lists its product as uncharacterized. The record is from RefSeq and is a predicted model, not a curated record. The transcript has 5 exons. Lineage: Eukaryota; Metazoa; Chordata; Actinopteri; Perciformes; Percidae. Bases 69 to 563 code for a protein of 164 amino acids.
UUAAGACUUUGAACAACUGUAAUAAACUCAAGGAGUAUGUCCAGACCCAAGGUAAAAGCGUCCUUGUCAUGGAAACCAUGGCAACGCUUAAAGACAUGGAGGUGUUCACUUUGGACCUUCUGAUGAAAAUCUCAGCUGACACUGCAAAGAGCCGCCUUAAGAGAUACUUCAAAUCAGACAACAAGGAAUUCUUCCUCCUAAUCGACGAUCUACAGAGUCUUUUCACGGAGCUGUCAUGCUGUCAGGAUACAGGCCUACAAGAGAGAGUGAUAGACGAGGCCUACAAGCUCAUCGCUCACUUAUACCUGGCACAUCUUAUCCAGAGCAAGCAGAGCAAACUGAGUAGGUGUUGGAGUCCAGAUGUUGGACAAAAGGUUGCUGAUGAUGCAAAGACUCUUCACGACACCUUCUCUGAAUCGGUGAGAUCAACGGACUGCUUGUUAAUGACAUUCGCGCUUCAGGAUAAAAUCUUCACUGGUUUCAACACAACUUCCCUGACCUGUGUGUUGUGUUGUUUCAGGCUCCUGGUGUCAGACCGUGGAACUCCAUGCUGCAGAAAGUAAAAGACCUGUUGGAGUGUGACAGCAUCGACACGAUGAAGCUGACUGCUGCGAGCAUGCAGACAGACACGUGCACAUCGAGCGAGGAUCUAAAGCUCCUGCCCAAACUGCUGCAAUGGAAAGAUCUCUCUGGACGGGAGGUUAGGGAGGUCCUGCAGGUCCUGGAGGACCUCCCUGGAUAUCAACCCCCACCCAGAACCAGAUCUGUUUUCUGUUUCUCUUGUUUUACUGACCAGCAAAGGCCAGGCUGCUCAACGAAGAAGAUCAACUACAACAAGCAAAGAGGUUUGGGAAGUCAUGAGGAUUUCCAGAUGAUCUGAAUCCUGUUGAGCCCACUCUGUUACUGGUGUCCCUUCUCAAGUCUAAUCUGCAGACAGAGAAGCAGACUGGUUACACACGUUUUUUAUAAGCCUUGUUUACAU